ACAGCGCACGCAGAGGACCUUCGGCUCGCCGCCCCGCGCUUGGAACCAGCCACUGUCUCGGGCCCGUCGGCCCGAGGACCUUUUCUGCCCGGGUCGUGUUUCCGAGCGGAUCGCGCGCCGUUGAGCGUGUCGGAGCCGAAGUGCCGAGGCCUUGGAAGAGUACGGGCGUGAGUAACCAUGGCCGAGCAGCGCCUGCCGGUACCUCGGCUCGAGGGCGUUUCGCGGGAGCAGUUCGUGCAGUGUCUCUACCCACAGAGAAAACCUCUUGUUUUGGAAGGAAUUGAUUUGGGAGCAUGUACAAGCAAAUGGACAGUGGAUUAUCUAAGCCAAGCUGGAGGGAAGAAAGAAGUAAAGAUUCAUGUUGCUCCAGUUGCACAGAUGGACUUCAUUAGUAAGAAUUUUGUAUAUAGAACUUUACCUUUUGACAAGUUGGUCCAGAGGGCAGCCGAAGAAAAGCAUCAAGAAUUCUUUAUAUCAGAGGAUGAGAAAUACUACUUACGGUCACUUGGAGAAGACCCUAGAAAGGAUGUUGCAGAUAUUAGAAAGCAGUUUCCUUUAUUGGAAGGAGAUAUUAAGUUUCCAAAGUUCUUCAAAGAGGAGCAGUUCUUUUCCAGUGUUUUUCGAAUUAGUUCACCAGGAUUACAACUUUGGACUCACUAUGAUGUAAUGGAUAAUUUCUUAAUACAAGUGACAGGAAAAAAGCGUGUUGUAUUGUUUAGUCCUCGAGAUGCCCAAUAUUUAUAUUUAUCAGGUACUAAAUCAGAAGUGUUGAAUAUAGAUAACCCAGACUUGGCUAAAUAUCCACUCUUUUCCAAGGCUAGAAGGUAUGAAUGUUCCCUUGGAGCUGGUGAUGUAUUAUUCAUUCCCGCUUUAUGGUUCCAUAAUGUAAUUUCUGAAGAGUUUGGAGUGGGAGUGAAUGUCUUUUGGAAGCACCUUCCAUCUGAAUGCUAUGAUAAAACAGAUACCUAUGGAAACAAAGAUCCUAUAGCAGCAUCAAAAGCUGCACAGAUUUUGGACAGAGCCUUAAAAACACUGGCUGAAUUACCGGAAGAAUACAGGGACUUCUAUGCACGGCGAAUGGUCCUACACAUUCAAGACAAAGCUUUCAGCAAGAACUUUGAGUAAAUAAUGAAGUGAAUGCAGUGAUUGUAAACAUUUUAAUAAAAUUUAGCUCAAAUAUUAGAAAAAUAUAACAAGAUAUAAAAUUUUAAAGAUUCAUUCUUUGUUAACAUAGGAAACAUAAAUCAGCCUCAGGUUUACAGAUUAAGUAUGAAAGGGUGUUUACGUGGUUUCUGCUUAAUGCAGAUUAAAGAAUUCUUUACUGGCACUACUUCUUAAGGUUUCAGAUGCAAACAACUAAAAAUGCGACUUAAAAUGACUUAAGCAAUCAGAAAAUAUAUUGAAUUGUGAUACAUGGAGUCUACUGAUAGAGAAUAGGUUUCAGUGUUUCCAGUCCAGUGAUUCAGUAAUGUCAUCAAGAACCUCCACAGUUUUUCCCCCCUCUCUUUUCAACCACAGUAUAUUGGCAUCAUCCCUAAGACUGACUACCCUCGUGGCCAUGGGAUGAUUGCCAGCAGCAGUUGGGGCCUUGAGCGUCUUCAUUUACAUGCAGCUGAAGAGUCAGGCUGGAUUCCAGGGGCCCUGUCUUAAUAAGAGAAAGCUUCCCAGAAUUCACUACCAAAUCCUUGGGUCUCAUUGCUUUAAAGUGGCUUAGACCUGUCCAACCCUGAGCUAGUUACUGGUGAAGGGUAUGGAAUAACCCUUAAGGCCAGUCAGGUCUACUGGUGGUGAGAGUAGAAUCCUCUUACUUUGAGGCACAUUAGCUAUAUAUAUAACUCAUGAGGCAGAAUGGAUACUUUUUAAAAUCAGGGUUCUGAUAGGAAAGGAAAAAAGAUGGACAAUUAACAAUGUCUGCUACAUUUGCCUAUAAUCAGAAUCUUGAGUUGUUUUAAACCUGCAAAUGCCUAGGCCCCAACUUUGUAGAUUUUGAUUUAGUAUGUUUGGGAUUUGGUACAGUGUUUUGAAGCAUAACUGAGAACCCCUGGAUAUAGUGACUAGGAUUAUUAGUUUUGUGAUUUGCCCAAAACAAAUGUUUGAUCUGAUUCUGGUUUUUCAUGCCACCCAGUGUGUCAGGUCUCUUUUUUCAAUUUUUAAAUGUUAGAAAAUAAAUGUUUUUAUAGCUGUGUCUAAACCUUAACUUAAGUUUUCCCCACUAAAUACUUUUUCACCUGUCCCUUUUAAAAAAAAAAAUUUUUUUUUAAAGAAUGAAUAAGAGAUCCUAAUGUUGUUAUUGACAAUGAGCCAUUGUGUAUGGAUCUGUGCUGUUCUUUGCUUUGCACCUAGUAAUUAGAUUGCAGUGUAACUGCAUAAAAACCAAAUAUAUUUACUGGAUACAAAUAUGCCCAUCUAAAGCAAUCUCUGCAACAAUUUGGCACAUUUUAAUUAUGGAAAAGAUAAUUUUCUCUAUUGAAGAUAAUCCAUCUACUCAUAUCCUUUGGAGUUGGAUUAGUUUCAGGCAUAAAAAGCAAAUUACAGUAAAUAAGAAAAGUAUAUAAAAAAAAUUCUGAGUUUCCCAGCCAUCUUUAAAAAGAGAUAUUUAAGUUACUCAGGUCAACAAGGUAAAAAAAAGUCUGGCAGAAGAGGAAUUGUUUUAAUAUAUCAGCCAGAUCUAAUUGUCAGAUUUUGACCUUUGGUUACUUCUUAGGCUAAGCAAAGAACUUAUUUAAUGAUUCUUUCAGGAAGGAAAAGACAAAACCCCUCUUAGUAUUUAUAAGUCAGCUUUUAAUAAACCUUCCUUGGUUUUUUUCUUUUUUUCUCAACCAGUAAGAGAAUCAGGGCACAGUGUAAAUCCAGAGUCAUGUAGAAAACUUGGAAGUAAAACAUUACAAUUUGCAUACUGAAUAUUCAUUUUAAUUGUUUGUUUAGUGAGGAAGCAAACUGGAUGACCUUUGGCAAGUUAAAUAACCUUUAUUAAGGUUAUUUUCCUCAUCUUUAAAACAACUAAUGUAUAUUUCAUGGUGUUGCUACAAAAAUGGAAGAAAAUAGUUCAAGGGCAGGCACAUAGUUGAUGGCUGGUGCUAAGAGAUUUGAUGUAGCUUCUGUUGCAAUAUUAAAUUUUAAUAUUUAGAAAGGUAGAGAUGAACCCUUUUUUACAUUACUUCCGUGGUCAUAAUUUUUAAUGUUAGGGAGGGUCUCUUUAUUUAAAAUACAAAAUAUUUUAAUCUUCUUUGCCUACUGGGUUAUUUAAGACCAAAUGAGAUGUUUCUUUUUAAUAUAUAAAAUACAGUAUAUGCUAGGCUGCAAUUUCUCAGGAAUUCCACCUCUUAGAAUUUUAUUGCUGAAAGGGAUCUUAGAAACUAUCAGUCAACCCAGAUUGUUUAAAUGAUUGUACAAGUUCAAACAGCUGUGGGUAAUAGAAGCUGGGGUUGUGACGACAAUUAUUAAUUCUCCAUUCUCUCUCCGUUAUGUAUUGCACAUUUCAAAUACUUCAGAAUAGAUUACAUUGCUUUUCUUUGGCUACAGUCUGGGGGCCUCACGUGAUGCACAAAGGAAUGUUUUUUCUCCAACAACAAAACUCCUCACUGCACUGCUUGCUAUAGACAAGGAUUCAAAGUGAAACUAAUGAUGAACAGUAGACAAGAGAAUGUAAUACAAAAAUGGAACACUACAUAAAGAAUAAGGCAAAGGUAUAUGUAUUGGCAUGGAAUUUUUCCAAUGUAUUUACGUGAAAAAAGGUUUUGAAACUAUACUGCCAUUUUUGUAAAACAAGGUAUGCUAUAUGUAAACAUUUAUUUGCAUAUGCAUAGAAUUAUCUCUGCAAAGAUGCACAAGAAACCAGUGAUAGCGAUUGCCUCUGAGAAGAGAUUGAACAACUAGAUGGGCAGACUAGAAUCUGCAGUUUUGUAUUAUUUGAAUUUUUGUUCACAUUAUUCUUUCGAUAUAACAUUUAAAAAAUAUGUGUAGAAUGUAAUUUGCUUUUCGUGAACAUAAAAGCUAAUAAUUACACUCUACACAUAAUAUUCCAGUGUACUGGAAUUCUAUUUAGUAAUUUCAAACUUCUCACUUUCAUGAAAUGUCCAAAAUAAGGGGAACAAAGUCAACAGGCUUAAUUUGUAUCCUUCAUCCUUUUGAGCAGCAGCUAUGUGAACAUUUGGAAAGAACCUUAGUAAUGAGGCUUUUCUCUCACCUAUAAAAAGUUGCCAACAGACACUUAAGCUGAAUCUACGGAGAUAACUGUCCCCCUCCCCCCCAAAAUGCAAGAAGGUGAAAGGCAAGUCUGGAUGGAAUUGGAACUGUGCUCCUGUGACUUUUUCCCCCAGUGCUAAAAAAAAUGGAUAUAGUCAGGAGGAAUCAACGUAGAUUGGCAGUCACCCACACAUCUCUGGUGUUACCUUAGUCUUAUUUCAAGCAUAUAAGCCAAGUGUUUGGGUGUCUUAAAUAUCCCCAAGUAGUCUCUCUGUUUUUAAGUUUCAUUAGAUGGGAUACUAAAAUGACCAUCCUAAGUGACUUUGCCUACCACUGUUAUCCUUGCUGCUUUUGUAAAGAGGAAUAUGAAUUUACAGAUGAGAUCUACUGACAUUCUCUAAUGUAUGACUCUUUUAAAGGCUCUUAAAUGAAAUAGAAUAGCUCUUUUAUGAAUACUAUUAUUUGUUUCAUAUUUUGCCUUUUAAGUUUUAGCCUAUUAUAAAUUUCCCUACUAACAUGCUGGGACUUUGUUUUGUCUGUGCUAUAUACUCAUUGCCCAGAAUCUCCUUGCCCUUGGUGGGUGCUUGGAUAUUAUUACAUGAAUAAAAUGAAAAAUAGAUCACA
Galeopterus variegatus (Sunda flying lemur) is the source of this 4809-nucleotide messenger RNA. It is a transcript of the gene TYW5, whose product is annotated as tRNA-yW synthesizing protein 5. The transcript is spliced from 8 exons. Gene Ontology annotation, biological process: wybutosine biosynthetic process. The coding region runs from base 178 to 1125 and encodes 315 amino acids. Gene Ontology annotation, molecular function: 2-oxoglutarate-dependent dioxygenase activity; tRNA binding. NCBI's taxonomy places the organism in Eukaryota, Metazoa, Chordata, Mammalia, Dermoptera, Cynocephalidae. The record is from RefSeq and is a predicted model, not a curated record.